AUCAAAGUUCAGUUAAAGUUCUGAAUUCGAAACAAAAACAUUAAAUAAAGAUUCUAUUAUUGGAAUCCGACAAUGUCUAGUCAAAUUGUUGUACUCGGAUCUUGUAUGAUCGAUUUUGUAAGUUAUUCUCCGCGAUUACCUAAAAAAGGUGAAACGCUAAAAGGUACAUCUUUCGUAACAAAUCAAGGUGGAAAAGGGGCUAAUCAAUGUAUGUCUGCAGCUAAAUUAGGUGGAAAUGUUGCGCUCAUUGCUAGGGUAGGCGACGACCAUUUUGGCAAAGAAUAUAUAGAAGUUCUUAAAUCGUAUUCUGUAGACGUGACACAUACUCGACUUACACCGAAUUAUUCUUCAGGAAUAGCUCAAAUAAUGGUUGAUGAAUCCGUAGGUGAUAAUUCAAUAGUUAUUGUACCUGGUGCAAACGAUGCAUUAUCAUUAGAAGAUUUACAUCAAGCGGAAGAAUUACUUGCUAAUGCCGGAAUUUUAGUAUGCCAACUUGAAACGCCAUUAAAUGUCACACUACAAGCUCUAAGACAUUUUAAAGGAACCUCAAUAUUAAACGGUGCUCCAGCUAUUCAAGAUAUUGACGUCGAUUUUUUGAAGCUAGCUACAAUAUUUUGUGUUAAUGAAACUGAAGCAGCUACAGUUACUGGAUUAAACUGUGAAAAUCUAGAUGAGGCUAAGAUUGCUUUAAGAAAACUUCUAAGUAUGGGUUGUAAUACAGUAAUUUUAACUCUUGGAGAUAAAGGUGCAAUCAUUGGUUUUAAAGGUGACCAAAACAUUACCCAUGUUUCAUGUGAUAAAGUUACUCCAGUCGAUACUACUGGCGCUGGCGAUUGUUUCAUUGGUUCUCUAGCAUUUUUAAUGGCUAAAUUUCCCGACUUAAAUUUGGAAGAUCAUGUUAAAAUUGCAUGUGCUUUAGCUUCUUAUUCAGUACAAUUUAUGGGUACCCAUAAAGCUUUUCCAGAUUCGAAUAUUUUAAGAAAAUAUUUACAAUAAAUUUGCGUAGCAAAUAUAAAAUCUAAUUUAAAACCUGUGUUUGGUAAACAACAAUUCGGUAAAGAAAUUUUAUUUUACGCAGCCGAAAGCUGAAUCACUUAAUUAGAGAGAUAUGUCAUUAAUUUUCCAUAGAGCAUGAAAUCUCGGUACUGCAAUCGAGAAUUUCAGUUUGCUGCCGAGCCUCCACGUUUCAUGGAAAAUUAACGGCUUAGCUCCUACACGCCCUGCAAUCUGAUCAAAGAUUUUUGUAUAGUAAUAUUUUAAUACCCGCAAGCAGAGAUUUUUAUAAAGAAUGACUUUUUAUCGUAUUAAAAAAAACAGUCUUUUGUUCUCUUGUUAACUUCGUCGGUGGUGCUUAGAAUAAUGUUUGCGAAGUAUUCCUUUUUUACGAAGUAAAUAGUUUUA
Molecule: messenger RNA, 1401 nt
Organism: Chrysoperla carnea
Lineage: Eukaryota; Metazoa; Arthropoda; Insecta; Neuroptera; Chrysopidae
Product: ribokinase-like
Exons: 5
Coding region: 73-996 (307 amino acids)
Biological process (GO): D-ribose metabolic process
Molecular function (GO): ribokinase activity
Source: RefSeq, a predicted model, not a curated record